AAACAUAAUCCACCCCCUCCUCCUCCUCCUCCCCCUCUCUCUCUUCUUCACUUCUAUCUCAGCUCUGCGAAGAACGAAAACGAGGAAACGGAGGAUUGAUGUGUUGGUCGACUUGAAAAUUUCCCCUUUUUCGCGCGCACAUCACCCUUUCUACUCCUCCUCCUCUCCUCACACCUGCCGGCAUCUUCUUCCUUUCAUUUUUUAUUAUAUUUUUGGAUCAUGUCUGAUCAUGCUGAAGUGAUGACAGUAAGUGGCCGUGUGUCUGCGCGCGCUCUGUGCUCUCCGCCUGGCCGUAAUGUAAGCGUCUCGGAUCGUCGUGGCUGCAGGGGGACGAGCCUCUGAGACUCCGGGAAGCUUCGUUCUGUCUCUACGCGUCCUGCUCCUCUCCCGGCCGGCUGUAUAGCCGGUGCUGCUCGGUCUCUUUGCCUGGAUGUGCCCCUCUCUCCUCGGUGUACCGUCGCUGCCCCAAUCCCCUAAUAGCAGAUUUCCGCUGUUGCAAGAGAAAGGUCUAGGGACCACAUAUGGAAACUGGGGAUCGCAAUUUUAGGAAAAAGGAAAACUAACCAGGCUGUUGUUUUUAUUUUAUUUUAUUUUUAAACCACGUUUCUUAAUUUUUUUUCUCUUAACCUUUUAUUUGAAGAGAGGGGGGCUUAAUCUACCUUUUAUUAUUAUUAUUAAUUUCUCACCAUCUCUGCGUUUGAUGGCAGCCAUAGUACCUGCUGAUGUUUGGCUUUAUUUAUCACUCAGUCCUUGAUUUUGUAGAAAUGCUUGAAUCUGUUGGGUUGAAUCUGUUCCCUCAUUUCUUUUAGUACGUCCAGUACUCAUUUUCUCCACGUAUUCUGGGCCCUGCUUGUCUGUCUAGCUUGUCUUCCAUCACCCUUUUCCUCCACCAGAAUACAUUAAAUGUCAUGGCUUGGUUUUAGAGGUAAACCCUUUAUCAUGUCAAAGUAAUUACACCCCAUUUCUGAAAUGUGCCAGCCUCCAUUGGAUGUUUCUGUUUAGGAAAGGAGGAGGGGGGGGGGGGCAUUUUAAAGAAACCAGGUCAUCAAAUGUGUUAGUCUUAACCACACUCCACCCCCACCACCCUGUUUCUUCAUCCCUUUUCAGUAUGAAUUAAUUCAAACUGUGUGCAUCUGGGUGCUCUUCCAUGUACAGGUGUGUGCGUAUGAAAGUUGAAGUCUGUUAGGAAGUGUGUGUGUGUGUGUGUGUGUGUGUGUGUGUGUGUGUGUGUGUGUGUGCGUGUGCGUGUGUGUGUGUUGGAGGCUGACUGAGAGGGUCCAUGUGAGGUAAACCAAGGAUUAUUGCAUACUUCCUGAAGCUGUGAUGAUUGUAACAUCUUUAUUUCGCUCAGAAAGUUACAAUCUGGCCUGAAAGCACCACAAAAACGAAGUAAAAGCCCUCCCAACUUCUCAUUAUCUCAGCUUUUCUCUGAGUUUGACAUUUAGAGGCCUUCAAACUCACCAAAGUCGGCCCAGAUCCCAGACCGGAUCUCUAGUGGGAUCUGCUAGAAGCCUGUGUUUUUAGGUCAGCCUUAUAUUUUUCUAGAGCAGGGCCACUUACUGCCAUCUGAAGUCCAGAACUGAGACAGCUUCACAGCUAAGGUGUGUUCGACCCGCUCGUUGGGCCAAACUCUACCUUGAUCUAAUUUUUCACCUGUUUGCUGGCAACCCCCCCAAAAACCAACCAUACGAUUUCCCCCGAGCUCCCCUAACUCCCCUGCCCCCCCAACAGCCCCCCGCCACCGUCGCCCACCUGACACCGCCCACACCCCGCUGUCCGAGCUGGCGUGGCGACGCAAACUCACAAGUAUUUACUUCCUUUACAUCAAAAGGAAAGGGGGCCCCCCUUUUGUGGAAUGUGGCAACAUGGGCGUGUUUGACCGUGGAGUUCAGAUGCUGCUGACCACGGUGGGGGCCUUCGCCGCCUUCAGCCUCAUGACUAUCGCUGUGGGGACAGACUACUGGCUGUACUCACGUGGCGUCUGCAAGAUCAAGAGCACCAACGAGAACGAGACCAGCAAGAAGAACGAGGAGGUGAUGACGCACUCGGGCCUCUGGAGAACUUGCUGCCUGGAAGGGUCGUUUAAAGGCAUGUGUAAGCAGAUAGAUCACUUUCCAGAGGAUGCCGACUAUGAGGCAGAUGCUUCUGAAUACUUCCUGCGCGCUGUUCGAGCAUCCAGUAUCUUCCCCAUCCUUAGUGUGAUCCUGCUCUUCAUGGGGGGGCUUUGCAUUGCCGCCAGCGAAUUCUACAAGUCACGCCACAACAUCAUCCUCAGCGCUGGCAUUCUCUUCGUCUCUGCAGGCCUGAGCAACAUCAUAGGAAUCAUCGUGUAUAUAUCAGCAAAUGCCGGCGACCCUUCAAAGAGUGACUCCAAGAAGAACAGCUACUCUUAUGGCUGGUCCUUCUACUUUGGCGCCCUCUCCUUCAUCAUGGCCGAAAUGGUGGGUGUGUUAGCUGUGCACAUGUUCAUCGACCGGCACAGAGAGCUGCGAGUGGGUGCGCGAGCUGCAGACUACCUCCAAGGAGCAGCCAUCACACGCAUACCAAGUUACCGCUAUCGUUAUCGACGCCGUUCGCGUUCUUCGUCCCGCUCCACGGAUCCCUCGCAGUCUCGCGAGGCAUCACCAGUGGGCCUGAAAGCCUUCGGGACUCUGCCUUCCACUGAGCUGUCCAUGUACACACUGCCCAAGGGCCAAACGGGCACCCCGACAGCUACCUAUAACUCUACAGAGAGGGACCACAAUUUCCUACAGGUCCACAACUGUGUUACUAAGGACCUGAAAGACUCAAGCGGCCACAGCAACGCCGCCAACCGGCGCACUACGCCGGUAUGAAUCACAUAUGGACUAUAGACUCUACAAAAAGUAAAAAGGGAUAUUAGUGAAAAGCACCAAAAGAAAGACUGUUGUGUGAAAAGGUGAGCAGACGUUGGUAGAUUGAGGAGUGAGGGGCAGGAGUGACAGAAGAUCCAAGGAAGCUGAAUAAUCAGUGAACUUCUGAUAAAAAUUAAGAAAAAAAAAAGGAAAUGGAGUUCAAAUGCAUAAAAAAGAAACAUGCAUGAUUUUCCCAUGAACCAUUGUUUAAUGUUUUUAAGGUGGGUAAGGAGUCAGGAGGUCGGACAUCUUGAAUGCUGCAGCAUUUGGGGUGUUGGCCGUCUCAGGGCCGUGGAUCUAUGGAUGGGUGGGCUGGGCCAGGCUGCCUUUUGAAAGACAAACUAUUUUCUUCUUGUUUUCAUUCUUCUCCUCAGUCCAAAGAGCGGCAAAGCUUGCCCCUCGGCCCAGCCUUCAAACCUGCCCUUGCACUGUCAUUCCACAUCCCUGCCAACACACACGCACACAUCGUAAACUUCCUUUUACUCUCCACUACUUUGUUUAACGGCAUUCUCUUGAUUUAAUUAUUUAAUUGCAUUACUACUGUGAACCAUUGCGGUGUGGAAUUCAAGCAGGGAGCAAUUCAGGCCGCAAAAAAUAAAUGCAUAAAAAAACAUUUAAAAUAUAAAAGAUAAAAACAUUUUUAUUAAAUGUAUUAAUUAUAUAUAAAUAUAUAUGUUCAUAUAUCAUGACUAGACUUCCCUGCUGAAGGAAAAAAAAACAAGAAAAAGUUAAGUAACUUAUGAGUUGCUUAAUGUAGUUAAACUAAAUCUAGUCAUCAUGGAAGCUCAACCAAGAUGGAGGGCUCAGCAUGGCUGGCUUGUUUACGGUCAAACCACUGAUAAAGUAAUACUGGUUAGUAAUGGACACACCGGCAGAUUAUUUGACAACAACAGAAGAUACAAAUAAAAAUGUUCUGGCAGUUUGAUGAAAUCCUGGCUGCCAUAUUUGUUCAGAGAUACAUGGGUAAACUUUAGCCUUUUAUGUUCUUUUACUUUUCUUUUCUUUUCUUUUUGGCCUCAUAAAGAGGCAGAGAGAAGUGAGGACUUGCUUAAGAAAUGAUCUCUCAUCAAACUUGAAAAAUGACUGUGGACAAUGAAACGUCACUACUGCCUAAGACACAGCUAGCGCGUGAGAGAACACAGAUACCGCCGAACUGAAGUAAGUGACUCAAAAAAAAAAAAUAACUAUUACAAAUUUACAUGCAUGCUGAUCAAAAUCAUCAAACCUGCUUUUAAGAAAAUGAUGUUUUGAACAAUUAGACACUGAUACCACGUAAGGGCGGUGGGAUGAUAGAAACUAACGUGUCUUUUCAACCUUCUUCCUUUCGUGGUUCGGGGUUUGGAUUGGGGCUUCACUAUGCUUGAAACAAAAACAUACUUUGGGAAAUGUUAACAAGGCUUUUUAUUGUUUAAGAAAAGAAAAAAAUUGCCUUUUUUUAUUUCAUUUAAAUGGUUCAGUUAAUUGCAACUACAGCCUUAGUAUCUCUUAUUUUCUCUUGCUCUUUGGUUUCACAUUGUGUUGUUGUAAAUGAGAGUAUAUGAAAACAAAAAAGUCUAAAAUCUUUCAGGGUGCCAAAACUGAAUGAUUCUGAACUUGGAUGCAUCAAGUCCUGAUGACAAAUAAAAUUUCACCCCUCUCCCUGUA
Messenger RNA from Nothobranchius furzeri (turquoise killifish), 4517 nucleotides. Its product is annotated as voltage-dependent calcium channel gamma-2 subunit. The record is from RefSeq and is a predicted model, not a curated record. Gene Ontology annotation, biological process: calcium ion transmembrane transport; postsynaptic neurotransmitter receptor diffusion trapping; neurotransmitter receptor internalization. NCBI's taxonomy places the organism in Eukaryota, Metazoa, Chordata, Actinopteri, Cyprinodontiformes, Nothobranchiidae. Gene Ontology annotation, molecular function: channel regulator activity; voltage-gated calcium channel activity. Gene Ontology annotation, cellular component: voltage-gated calcium channel complex; AMPA glutamate receptor complex; postsynaptic density membrane.